ACCAGGCGAGCUACCAGGGCAGUGUAGCCAGGGACAAGCGUCUUUCCUCAUGGUUAACCUAGGCCAGUGCCACCACGCCUUUAACUUGAGGCCGGGCACCCCAGCUGCCCUCAGUAAAGAUGGCUGACUGGCGCAGGGAAAAGCCGGAAGUAGUUUGGGCUGAGAGGAGCGGAUAGAGGGCUUUGGGGCGUGGCCUGUAGGCGGGGGCGUGGCCAGUCUCCGUAAUCUGGGUUUGAGGUCUUUGAGGAGCACGCCGGGCAGCCAGCAGCGUCCCCACCGUCUCGCAGGGGCGGGUGCUCCACUGACUCCGCCCCCGCCCAGGUGUCUCCCUCUUGGGAGGUCCCUGCUAAGUCUCCAAGAUUUCUCCCUUGUGUCCUGCCGAACUCUCGGCUCUCCGUGGACGCGUUGUCCCUCCGCGGUUCCCUUGCCCCCUGCGGUCGCCGGCUAGCAGCGAUGGAGGACGCCCCGGAGAACGCCCGGGAGUCUGGCUCGUCCGGCCCCGGGUCCGCAGAGCCCGCGGGUUCUGCCAGGGGCCCCGAGGAGUGGCCUCCCGAGGAGUCGGAGGGCAGCACGCGGCCCCUGGAGGCGGCCCCGAAGAAGCUCUGUGGGUAUUUAAGUAAAUUUGGCGGCAAAGGGCCCAUCCGGGGCUGGAAAUCCCGCUGGUUCUUCUACGACGAGAGGAAAUGUCAUCUCUAUUAUUCGCGGACCGCGCAGGAUGCUAAUCCUUUGGGCAGCAUCGACCUCUCCGGUGCGAUCUUUGACUGCAAGGCUGACGCCGAGGAGGGGACUUUCGAAAUCAAGACUCCCAGCCGGGUUGUGACCCUGAAGGCCGCCACCAAGCAAGUGAUGCUGUACUGGCUGCAGCAGCUGCAGAUGAAGCGCUGGGAGUUCCACAACAGCCCGCCUGCGCCUGAAGCCACCCUGGCUGGGAAUGGGCCCGCCCUGCACCUGGAGCUAGGGCAAGAGGAGGCAGAGCUGGAGGAGUUCCUGUGCCCUGUGAAAACACCCACUGGACUCGUGGGCACAGCAGCAGCCUUGCAGCCAGUCCCUGCCAUGCCCUUGGCCCUUCAGAACAUUUCCCUCAAGCACCUGGGAACUGAAAUACAAAACACCAUGCACAAUAUCCGGAGCAACAAGCAAGCCCAAGGAACAGGCCGUGGACCUCCAGGGGAAGAGUCUCCACAGAGCGGGGAGCCUCAGAGGGAGGAGCAGCCCUCAGCCCCUGACGCCAGCACCCCAGUGAGAGAGCCAGCAGAUUCUCCAAAGUCUGCACCCAAGUCUUCUCUGACCACCAACCUCAUUCAGAAAGCCAAGCGCCAGAACAACACCUUCCCGCUCUUUUCCGAAGGACUCACGCGGAACCGAACUGCCCAGGAGAAAGUGGUGGCCUUGGAGCAACAGGUUCUGAUGCUCACCAAGGAGUUAAAGUCUCAGAAGGAGCUGGUGCAGAUCCUGCACAAGGCGCUGGAGGCCGCCCAGCAGGAGAAGAGGGCGUCCAGCGCGUACCUGGCGGCGGCCGAGGACAAGGACCGGCUGGAGCUGGUGCGACACAAAGUGCGGCAGAUCGCGGAGCUGAGCGGGCGGGUGGAGGCGCUGGAGCACGAGCGGGAGCGCCUGGCGCACACGGCGGGCCUGCGCGAGCAGCAGGUGCAGGAGCUGCAGCAGCACGUGCAGCUGCUCAUGGACAAGAACCAGGCCAAGCAGCAGGUCAUCUGCCAGCUCUCUGAGAAGGUCACCCAGGACUUCAUACGCCUCCCUGACGAGCCCACCGUCCCCCCUGACGCCGCGGACAGGGACUUCCUGAGCCAGCAGGAGAGGCUGGAGCACCUAAAGGAUGACAUGGAAGCCUACCGGACCCAGAACCGCUUCCUGAACUCUGAGAUCCACCAGGUCACCAAGAUCUGGAGGAAGGUGGCGGAGAAGGAGAAGGCCCUCCUGAUGAAGUGCGCCUACCUGCAAGCCAGGAACUGCCAGGUGGAGAGCAAGUACCUGGCGGGGCUGCGGAGGCUGCAGGAGGCCGUGGGGGACGAGGCCGGCGAGUGCGCGGAGCUGCUGAGGCAGCUCACCCAGGAGGCACUGCAGUGGGAGGCCAGCGAGGCCGCCGAGGGCGUGGAAGUGAGCUCCAUCAGUGAGUAUGAUGAGUAUGGCUUCCUGAGGGUGCCCGACUACGAGGUAGAAGACCUGAAGCUGCUGGCCAAGAUCCAGGCGCUGGAGGUGCGUUCCCACCACCUGCUGUCCCUCGAGGCUGUGGAGCGGCCGCUGCGGGAACGCUGGGCUGCCCUAGCUGAGCUCGCGCCCUCGGCCGAGCUGAAGCAGCUGCUGCGGGCAGGAGUGCCCCACGAACACCGGCCGCGCGUCUGGAGGUGGCUGGUGCAUCGCCGCACCCAGCACCUACACACUCCCGGCUGCUACCAGGAGCUGCUGGGCCGGAGCCAGGCCAGCAAGCACCCUGCUGCCCGCCAGAUCGAGCUGGACCUGAACCGUACCUUCCCCAACAACAAGCACUUCACCUGUCCCACCUCCAGCUUCCCCGACAAGCUCCGCCGGGUGCUGCUGGCCUUCUCCUGGCAGAACCCCACCAUCGGCUACUGCCAGGGCCUGAACAGAGAGUCUGAGGCUUCAAAUGCUGUAGAGCGACAUCUCCCUGGCUGCUCUCAGGAGUACUUGGUCCACGAGGCCUCCGUGGGUGCAGCGUACAAAGGGACCUCCACGGACCCGCCGGGCAGCCCUGGGCUGGCGGCCAUCGCUCUGCUGGUCCUAGACGAGGAGGAGAGUGCCUUCUGGUGCCUGGUGGCCAUCGUGGAGACCAUAAUGCCCCCCGAUUACUACAGCAAGACACUGAUGGCGUCCCAGGUGGACCAGCGGGUGCUCCAGGACCUCUGCUCAGAGAAGCUGCCCCGGCUGAUGGCCCACCUGGGUCAGCACCGUGUGGACCUCUCCCUCAUCACCUUCAACUGGUUCCUGGUGGUCUUUGCAGACAGUCUCAUCAGCGACAUCCUCUUCCGGGUCUGGGAUGCCUUCCUGUACGAGGGGACCAAGGUGGUGUUCCGCUAUGCCUUGGCCAUUUUCAAGUACAACGAGGAGGAGAUCCUGAGGCUGCAGGACGGCCUGGAGAUCUACCAGUACCUGCGCCUCUUCACCAAGACCAUCUGCAACAGCCGGAAGCUGAUGAACAUCGCCUUCAACGACAUGAACCCCUUUUCCAUGAAACAGCUGCGGCAGCUGCGGACGGCGCACCGGGAGCGGCUGGAGUCCGAGCUGCGGGAGCUGGAGCGGCUCAAGGCCGAGUACCUGGAGAGGCGGGCAUCCCGGGGCAGAGCAGCGCCCGACGGCUGCGCCAGUGAGGACGAGGCGGAGGGGGAGGCCUGACGGGGCCACGUGCCCUCCCCAAAGCCUUCCUUACCCUUGGCUGGCACGCCCCUGGGAGUCAGCAUGGACCAGUGGUCCAGCCUGGGUAGCCUAUCUCCAUGCGACCCUGGACAAGUCCCUUCUCUCUAGGCCUCAGUCUCCCCACUGGGACAUUGUCUGCUGGGAAGCCAUUGGUUGGGUUACCUUUUGUGGGCACUUACCAGGGAUGCCAGCCCUUCCUGGCCUCUACACAGAGCACUUUAGCAUGUAAACAAGGAAGAAGAGUGCUGGCUUUAUAGGGUAACCUUGAACAUCGUUUGGGUUAUACCAAUAUAAACAAUGUAAAUGUUGGAAAUAGUUCACAACCUUUGGGAUUUAAA
Messenger RNA from Microcebus murinus (gray mouse lemur), 3728 nucleotides. NCBI's taxonomy places the organism in Eukaryota, Metazoa, Chordata, Mammalia, Primates, Cheirogaleidae. The record is from RefSeq and is a predicted model, not a curated record.